AUGGAAAUAGGAAUGCCCACAAUUGUUAUUCAACAUUUAUAUCGAAAUUCGGACAGGAGUAUAUUGUUUAUAUUUCAUCCGACCGGAAGUUUUCUAUCGGGAUGCCUACAAGAAAGAUAUGGAAGGAAACGGUGCAUGAUUCUCGCCAACGUCCCCAGUAUUUUCGGAUGGAUAUUGCUGUACUACACACACUCCACAGUUUCACUUUACUCGUCCACCGUGCUGAUGGGUUUGGGCAUAGGAUUCAGCGAAGCCCCGAUAUUGUCGUACAUCGGCGAAAUAACCGAACCGAGACUCAGGGGAUCGAUGGCUUUAUUGGCGUGUACCUCGUCUAUGUUUGGAAACCGUCGCAUUGCUGAGUACACUUUGUCCGAUCACGUGAAUAUGCCUUGUGAUUUUGAUUCCAGAGUCUCCAGUGUGGCUGGUUUCCAAAGCGAAAAACGAAAAAGCCGAAAAUUCCUUGUGUUGGUUAAUAGGAUGGCCGAGCUUAAGGAGCCUUCGGUGUACAGACCUUUUAUAUUUAUUAUGUUUUAUUUCCUGAUUUCCGAUAUCGUUAGCAGUGUACCUUGGAGACCGUAUACCAGUAAAAUCGUGACAGAAGUUGGUAUAUCGAAUAAUCAAAGUUUGUUCUUGGUAGUUUUUGCUGUUCUACAAACUAUUGGAUCCUUGAUAGUAGUAUUGACCGUCCAUUAUCUGGUUAUUAUCUGGUUAAAAGCAAUUAAGAAUGGCUAUAUCUACUCAACUCCUUGGAUUCCUAUAACUAUAUUAUGUGGCAUCAACUUUUUUGGAGCUUCAGUCAUUAUUUUGCCAUGGAUGUUACUUAGUGAAGUUUUUCCAAACAAGUAA
Messenger RNA from Macrosiphum euphorbiae (potato aphid), 846 nucleotides. NCBI's taxonomy places the organism in Eukaryota, Metazoa, Arthropoda, Insecta, Hemiptera, Aphididae. The record is from the annotation of a GenBank genome assembly.